GAUUCGGUGCACUGUUCUUCACUUUGCUUGUCUCGCACUGCUAAGUGCGUAUUCAGAGCGAACUGUAUCAUAUAAUCUGCUUUCGUUUUGUAAUUGUAUAUCACGUUUUGUUUAGUGUGUGUAUCUGGUUUACUUGAGAAUUUAGUGUUGAAGGUGAGACACAACAUGACGUUUAAGAAGAUCUCCUUUAGGAACUCCUUCAGGAAUUACAGGAAGGAAUUCAGUAAGGAGUUUACAAAGAACCCGGAAGUCAUUGUUCACGCUUCAUCGACCUCCCGACUAUUUGAGAUGCUCAACAGCAAAACCUCAAAAAAGGACAGAAAAAUAGGGCUUGGGGUAACAACGAAUGGUGGAUGUCGGAGUCUAAACGAUAUCAUGUCAGAGCUAAACUCUUCAAUUGCAUCUCUUGACUCAGCUGGGCACUCAGAGGACAACAGCUCACUGUUUGACGGCAGCAGCUACACCACCGGUGGCAGCAUGACAGAGAGCAUGGCCGAGAUAGCUGCUGAGGACCUGAUCACAGCCAUGAGAACACAACGAGCUCACUUGCUGGAGAGAAGAGCCGAGAUGCAGAUGAGGGUUAUACAUCUGGAGAACGAAGAAGCGGCAAUUAUAACAGGACAGCGUAUACACGAGGUAGCUGGUCUGGACUGGAGUAGGAAACAUAUUAACACCGGCUUCCUCAUCAACAACCCUUCCGAGGGUAUCAGCUCUAUGGACGAAGUUUCCCAACUCGAGUUUGACGUUGAGAUCCAGAAGAAGAUUGUGCACGCUGCGCGCCGUUUGGCUCGUGAACAUGGAAUUGGGCGGAGUGCCAAAAGAGAAAGGAAGAUGGCAACCCAGCGGGCCCUUUUGAAGCUGCAGGAGCUAGAGCGGAAGUUGCAGAGUGCUAAGAGGUUCCAGAGACCCUGUAACCCGGAUACCUCUGACAGUGAGAAACAGAAGCUUCACGAGCACCAGACCUACUACAAGGCUGUAACUGAUAACGGCUACUAUCCUCACUUCAGAACUGUCUCCUCGUCAACCAGUGAAGAUAAGGUGUCUGGAUACGAUCCCACAGAAUCAGAUUGGUCCACACCGCUCUCUCCCGGUUUCUGUGACAACCAGCAACCGUCACGUCACUCAAGCUCCAGCUCUAUUGGUACCAAUUGUCAGGAUAGUGUCCGUGCCUCCUUGCAGCUAACUCUUCUCGACGACACAAUUACCAAAACUCAGCCGAGAAAGCGAAGCGACACAAGAGGCUCAAUUACUCCGCAAAACUCAGUGAACUAUGAACCAACCUCCCCAGUAACUCCGCCUCACUCGGCUAAAUCAAAGAGCUUCUUCAAUACUUCAUUUCCUUUCCGUAUCGAGAGUCUUGCUGGAUCGAUAUCUGGAUCUCGUCGUCAGGACAACAUGAACAAAGUUGAACCCAAACAAAUGCAGUUCAGACCACGUGCUGGCAGUUACAAGCAGCCCGAUGUGAACAAUGUGAGCACGCUCACACGUUGCCAUGACAACGUCAUACCUGAAAAAAUAACAAACAGUUACGAGAAGUACCUUCAAACGCUCAGAGUGAACAGACAGAGAAACGAGCUCGUUAACAGAAACUUCGAGAACAGACGUCAUUCCUGCUCCGACUGGCAGGAUAACAACGUCACAAACUAUAAUGGUCACACGUCCAACGGUCACAUGACCAAUGGUCACACGUCCAACGGUCACAUGACCAAUGGUCACAUGACCAAUGGUCACAUGACCAACGGUCACAUGACCAAUGGUCACAUGUCCAAUGGUCACAUGACCAAUGGAACAACAAGCCAGCACUCUACUGCUGUCUAGGUGUUACCCAACCUUUUAGCGACCUUCCUAUCCUAUCAGAGAUUGUGUUAUCAGCUAUGGUUGAAUGAUCAAGCUUAGGACUUGGAUUUGAGACCAUCAGUAAGAUUCAGAAUGAAAUGGAAAAGUGCAAAUAAGUUCUAUCAUACUGCCAUCUGCCAUCAUUCUCCUAUACUACAAGUAAAUAGCACUAUUAAGUCUUGCAAACUACAUCAACGAAUGGUGAUUAUUGGUUUUAGCUGUCAUCUUAUUAGGAAUCUGAAAUUUUUACGAGAACACUCUGAUUAGAAAAACAAUCCCAUAUUAAACUUACACAUUACAGUUAUAUUUGACCCUCAAUCAUUUUGUUAUAUAAACAGAUAUGGGUAAUUAUUCUACUGUCAGUUCUAAUAAUGUAAGGAUAUCCAAUUCUUAUAGUAACAACCUAACAAGUAUUAGAAAUUUCUGCAUAUUUUUUCGCUAUCAGUUUCAGUUUACCUGCUAUUUUAUUUCCUGUUUUAAUUAAUUUAUCAACAGUCAGACGCCGAUAAUUAUUCUGCUUGUAAGUGAAACCUUGUCCGCAUAAAUAUUUUAACUACAGUUUAUUAGAAAUAUUUAUUAAAUCCAUCUUAAAUCCUGGUGAUUAUAUUUAAUAAUAAUCGGCGUCUGACAAAUCCAUUAUGCCUCAGAUCUGCUUUGUACUUCUAGUGUUCUAGGACUGCACGCAUUCUUCAAAUAGUUUUGAUAAAGUAGUUUGAGAAAGAUUUAGCUGUUUUGUUAUGAAAUGCUUCUUUAUUUUUAAUGCGAUAUAAGAAU
Molecule: messenger RNA, 2610 nt
Organism: Bolinopsis microptera
Lineage: Eukaryota; Metazoa; Ctenophora; Tentaculata; Lobata; Bolinopsidae
Exons: 8
Coding region: 166-1818 (550 amino acids)
Source: RefSeq, a predicted model, not a curated record